AAAUUUAUUUUACAAACAUUCAGAUUGUACUAGGGUUAGUGUUGGAAUUCACACGAAAUCAUAUGUGUAUGCGCCUUUUGCCUCGCGACGUUGCGCUACAUUCGAUAAAUUUGGAUAAUUUACACAAAAGGGCAUGAAAUUAUUCUCUCCUCUAUGUUGGUUAUUUUUUUCAUGAAUGAUUGAUUCAUUGUUUAAACGAUGUUUUAAUUAAUUAACUAUUAAAACGAAUAAAAUAAAAUCACAACAUUGAAUAUAUAUGUGACGCCGUCUUGAGAAGAAUAAACUAGUUGUGUGAAAUUUUUAUCACAUAUAUAUUUCAACAUGUUUCAACGUUAUAAAAAUCUAUGCUUAACAUCAAACAUACAAUCAAGAUAUAAAAGUAUAUUAUUAAAAGCUGAAGCAAAAGAGAGAAGAAAUUUGUUAUUUGAAGAGGAGAAGAAAAGACAAAGAAGCACUGUGGGACGAAUUGAAAAGAUAGAAGUUAAAUAUCAAUCAUCUGUAGAAGACAUAACACUUAUAAUGAACAAAAGUAUAUCAACCCCUACAGAUUGUGCAAAACAUAUCUCUGAAGGUGUAUCUAAAGUGUCUGCUCUUGCUAUGGUCGAUGGGUUACCGUGGGACAUGAACAGACCUCUAUUACAAAGUUGUGAAUUAAAGCUUUUAAAUUUGCUUAGCCCAGAAAACAAAAUAGUAAAUGCAGCCUUUUGGCGAACUUGUUCUUUUAUUUUGGGUGCUGUUAUAGAUAUGGCCUUUAAAUCAGAUAUAACAGUUCACUUACACAGCUUUCCCAUACCAGUCAUAAAAUCAGGUAGUUUUAUAUAUGAUGCGCAUGUUGAUUUGGCUGAUUGGAAGCCUACAGAUCAAGAAAUGCGUGCCUUAUCUGCUCAAUAUGUAAAGCUGAUAAACAAGGAAUUGCCUAUAGAUAGGAUAGAGGUUUCAGAAAGUUUAGCGCUUGACAUGUUCCAGGAUAACCCUAUUAAAAUGUCACAAAUACCAGAAAUCGCAAACAGUAACAAUAAUAAAAUUACUUUGUAUAGAAUCAAUAAUCAUAUAGAUAUUAGUAAAGGACCUAUGAUAGGAAACAGUUCGUUGAUAGGACGUUGUACAAUUGCUGCUGUCCACAAAGUUUCAGAGCAGGAAAAUCUGUAUAGAUUUCAAGGUGUAGCACUUCCCAAAGGAAUUCUUUUAAACCAAUAUGCGUAUGGCAUAUUGGAAAAUCGCGCUAGAAAAUUGAACACUACAACAUGGUCGUCCUUAUUCGAGGAAGAUAACGAGGAGGCGAGUACCGAAAUUGUUGGUAGAAACUGACCUUAGUACGCCAAAUAUAUAGUGUAAAUAAAAAUGCAUACUUUCGGUACGAAUCUUCGUAAUUACAAUAAAACACAUUUAUACAAAUAUUAA
Messenger RNA from Bombus terrestris (buff-tailed bumblebee), 1401 nucleotides. It is a transcript of the gene mRpL39, whose product is annotated as 39S ribosomal protein L39, mitochondrial. Gene Ontology annotation, molecular function: threonine-tRNA ligase activity; nucleotide binding. The transcript has 4 exons. Bases 322 to 1308 code for a protein of 328 amino acids. Lineage: Eukaryota; Metazoa; Arthropoda; Insecta; Hymenoptera; Apidae. Gene Ontology annotation, cellular component: mitochondrion. Gene Ontology annotation, biological process: threonyl-tRNA aminoacylation. The record is from RefSeq and is a predicted model, not a curated record.